AACUAAGGAAAAAACCUAAUAAUACGAUCAGCUCGGAGAGUUCUAUCUCUCCCGUGGACUAGUCCCGAUCUCGGGGAAACCACGUAAAUCGUGUGUCUCAGUUCCUUCUUUGUUUUUCGUAUACGUAAUUAAGAGCGUUUGAUACUGGCUAACAUGGUAUCAGAGCUAUCGUCUAUGGAUUCUGAUAGGAUUUCUGUUCGGUUGAACUCCAAGAACUAUGCGCUAUGGGAGUUCCAGGUUCGCAUCUUCAUUGAAGGCAAGGGCCUUCUUUCGUUUCUGGAUGGUACAUCGGCAAGGCCAACUGUUCCACCGUCAACUGCCGAAGAACUGACGAGGUGGACGCAGACUGAUGCAAGGGUGAAGGCCUAUCUGCUGGCCACUAUCGAUCCAACCAUUUGUUUGGGUCUCCGUUUGCUUCGAUCGGCGAGGGACAUCUGGGUACAUCUCGCCCAAACAUAUACCACAACUGAUCCUGCGCGUCAAUUUGAAAUUACUUUUGCAUUGGCGCGUCUUGAACAGGGAGAGAUGGAUGUGACUUCAUAUUACAAUGAGGCACAAUUAUUAUGGACGGAACAGGAUUUGCUGACCGCGGCCUUGUGCUCUGCUACCGCCUCGGCCGAGGUGAUUCAAGAUCGUCAGCGAACUCGGUUGAUGCAGUUUCUCAGCCGUCUCAAACCGGAGUUCGAGUCCGUUCGCGCUAAUCUAUUGCAGCGUGAAAAUCUGAAGCUGGAUGGUAUUUUGACUGCUCUUGUUCGAGAAGAAACACGUCUACGGACGCAGGCGCAGCUGGAUCUUCGGCCGGGGGCUGGGGAGGCUGUCUUUGCGGCGGUAGCCGACUCACUGACUGCCGCGAGUUCUGGACAACGAAGGUCGACACCGCCGGUGAGUGCAGACGAAGCCUUUGCUGUGAAUCGGCCUCAAUUUCACCGUCGCACCUCUGAGAUUGUUUGUCACCAUUGUCGUCAAGCUGGUCAUCUUCAGAAGUUCUGUAGGCAAAAGAACUUUUGCGUGUACUGCAAAAAGAAAGGGCAUAUCAUCACUGAUUGCCGUCUCAUUCAGCCUCGUCAGUCCGGUUCCAGCUCGCAUAUGUCUGCUUCUCCUGCUACUGGGGGUGCGUACGCUGUCCAACCUGCUGCUGUCCAAGUUCCAACUCCACCGACAGGACAGUACAUGACUUCUGAAGCUGUCGAACAGCUUGUAAACUCUGCCCUUCAGCGUUCGUUGCCCACGGCCAUUACUAGCGCAUUUGCUACACUUCAAAAGGCUGGUACGUCUCUUCCUUGGCUUUUGGAUUCAGCCUGUUUCAAUCAUAUGACAGGUCACUCUAAAUUGUUUAAGGAAUUAAGUUCAGCUGCUACAAGUUCUGUUCAGGUGGCAAAUGGCCAAAGGUUAUCGGUUAAAGGUGUUGGUCCCAUUGAGACACCUAGCAUGAAUUUGUCUAAUACCUUAUGCGUUCCGAAUCUUGUUCCUAAUUUGGUGUCGGUUGGGCAACUUACUGAGCAAAAUUGUCGUGUUGUGUUCGAUGCCUCUGGUUGUGUGGUUCAGGAUCUGAAGACGGGGAGGCAGAUCGGAAGGGGGAGUAAGCAUGGGCGUGUUUUUCAGCUUGAAGAACUGUCGGGUCAACCUUCAUCGGGUCAUCUUUCUUCUAGUCUCGAGUCUAGUUCGUCUCCUGUCUUUUCUAGUUUGAACAAUAAUGAGUUUGAUUUGUGGCAUUCUCGUCUUGGUCACCCUCAUUCGAGUCGGCUUGUAACCAUGUUUAAACAACAACUCUUUGGGAAUAAGAAGGUUGAUAUUUCUUCAAGUGAUUUUCGGUGUACUAGCUGUGUUGAAGCAAAAUCUACUCGUAGUUCAUUUCCCUCUAGUACUACGGUUAUAUCAGAACCCUUUCACAUCGUUCAUACCGACCUUUGGGGUCCAGCUCCCACUGAUUCGAGACAUGGUUACAAGUAUUUCGCGUUAUUCGUUGAUCAUGCCACUCGUUUUACUUGGGUGUAUUUUCUUAGACUCAAGUCCGAUCUUUAUUCUGUUGCCACUGAUUUUUUAAAAAUGAUUCAGACUCAAUUUGGUCAAACCGUUCGUAUAGUUCGCUCUGAUCCGGGUGGGGAGUUCAGUUCUCAUCCUUUAGAUCGUCUGUUCCGCUCUCAGGGUAUAUUAACUCAGAAAUCUUGUCCCGGUGUCUCCCAACAAAACGGUCUUGUAGAGCGUAAGAAUCGUCAUGUUGUAGAGUUGACUAGAGCCAUGUUAUUAGCCUCUCAUGUUCCCGCUAGAUUUUGGCCUGAAGCUGUAGCCACUGCUGUUCGACUCAUAAACUACCAAAUUACUCCUGUUCUGGGUCAACUUAGUCCUCACUAUGCAUUGUUCAAAACGCAUCCCGAUUACUCUCGUCUUCGAGUAUUCGGCUGCACUUGUUUCGUUCUUCUUCCUAGAAAAGAUCGGUCUAAGUUGUCCUCCAAAACUUCUCGCUGUGUAUUUCUUGGCUAUAGUGACAUCCAUAAAGGGUAUCUUUGUUACGAUCCCUCGGUUCAACGUCUUCGUAUCUCUUGUGAUGUCGUUUUCUUUGAGAGGCUUAUGUUCUACUCUAGUCCUCCUGAUACCUCUAUAUUCGUGUCUGAGGUGACCCGGCUACCCAUGUUCGACGAUGAUGAUGAGGUUGAUGAUAUCCUCUCCCUCCCCCCCGACUCGCCUGCCCCGACGGUGUCCAGUGAUAGCUCUCCCGCGUCGUCGUCUUCGUCGACUUCCAGCAGUUCCUCAUCUGCCGCGGAUGAUUCUGAUUCUCCGCCAUCGACGCCGCCAGCUCCUCGGCGGUCCCUUCGAGCUACCAAGGGGCAGCUGCCCAUUCGGUAUCAUGAUUUUGUUUCAUAUCAUGUUGAUGCUUUCACAAUUCCCACUUCGUAUAAGCAGGCCAUGCUCGACCCCAACUGGAAUGCAGCCAUGCAGACGGAAUUUGAUGCUCUACAUGCCACUGGUACGUGGGAAGUUGUUGAUCGCCCUCCAGAACCGGUCACCAUUCUCGGCAAUAGGUGGGUCUAUGCUGUGAAGGUCAAGGCAGAUGGGACUCUUGAACGGUUUCGGGCUCGACUUGUGGUACAGGGGUUUGGUCAAGAAUAUGGACUUGAUUAUGACGAGACGUUCGCGCCGGUUGCUAAAAUGCAAACAGUCCGCACCCUUCUUGCUGUUGCAGCUGUUCGUGGGUGGCCGUUAUUUCAGUUAGACGUUAAAAAUGCGUUUCUACAUGGCGAUUUGAAGGAAGUUGUCUACAUGAAGAGGCCCCCUGGGUAUACUGUUGGCCGCGACGAUCAGGUUUGUCGACUGCGGCGUUCUUUAUAUGGGCUCAAACAAGCACCCCGUGCUUGGUUUGAGAAAUUUCAGUCUACUGUUCUUGCUCUUGGGUUUAAGCAAAGUACCAAUGAUCCGUCUCUGUUCUUGAGGUCUUCUUCGGCAGGUAUUAUUGCUCUUCUUUUAUACGUGGACGACAUGAUCAUCACUGGGGAUGAUGCGUCCGGGAUUACUCACCUGAAGGAAGGUCUCCAUGCUUCGUUUACACUGAAGGAGUUGGGUUCUUUGUCUUAUUUUCUCGGUUUGGAAAUUACUAGAUCAUCUCGUGGUAUUCUUCUCAGUCAGCGGAAGUACAUUGCCGAUUUACUCUCGUCUGCUCAGUUCGGUGAUUGUAUUCCAGUUACCACCCCCAUGGAGGUUAAUCUCCAUCUUGCUCGCGAGUCCGGUGUCCCACUAGUGAAUCCGUCCCAGUAUCGUCAUCUGGUUGGUAGCUUGAUUUAUCUUACUCAUACUAGGCCCGACAUAUCGUUCGCAGUUCAUGUGGUGAGUCAGUUUAUGUCGGAUCCGAGGGUGGAUCAUCUGGCUGCAGUUCAUCGGAUACUCAGGUAUUUGCAGGGUACUCGCGAGGUUGGACUCUUUUUACCGGCUACUGGUGAUUUUCGUUUACAGGCUUACUCGGAUUCUGACUAUGCUGGAUGUGUUGAUACUCGCCGGUCGACUACCGGUUGGUGUGUUCAGCUUGGUGGAGCCUUUGUUAACUGGCGGUGUAAGAAGCAAGAUAAAGUCUCCAAAUCCUCCACCGAAGCUGAAUAUCGUGCCAUGUCGGAUGUAGCCUCGGAGCUUGUGUGGAUGCAGCGGUUACUUCUUGACUUGGGCGUGUCUUGUCCUUCUCCAAUCACUCUUCAUGUUGACAAUACCAGUGCGAUACAGAUUGCCGUCAAUCCUGUCCUUCAUGAUCGGACAAAGCAUAUCGAGGUUCACGUCCACUAUGUUCGCGAUCUUGUUCAUGAAGGUUUCCUUGUGGUUCGUCAUGUCUCAUCGGCUGACCAGCUCGCCGACUUAUUCACGAAGCCCUUCCAUCGUUCUCGUCAUAUGUCAUUGUCGGACAAAUUGAUGCUUCGGGACCAGCAUCAAUUUGGGGGAGGCUGUUAGUGAUAUUGGGCUUGGCCCAAUUAGAGUACGUGCAUGAACAGAUUAUGGGCACGGAAUUAACCCUAGGCGAAGCUUGAGGAGAGCUAGGGUUAGCAAGCUGUAUAUAUGUAACACGAGUCUUGUAAGCCGAACUAAGGAAAAAACCUAAUAAUACGAUCAGCUCGGAGAGUUCUAUCUCUCCCGUGGACUAGUCCCGAUCUCGGGGAAACCACGUAAAUCGUGUGUCUCAGUUCCUUCUUUGUUUUUCGUAUACGUAAUUAAGAGCGUUUGAUACU
Linum trigynum is the source of this 4703-nucleotide messenger RNA. Lineage: Eukaryota; Viridiplantae; Streptophyta; Magnoliopsida; Malpighiales; Linaceae. The record is from the annotation of a GenBank genome assembly.